AUGAGUGAGGACAAACCAGCCGAGACUGUGGAAAGUACCCCAGCUGAGGCGAAUGCUAUUCCUAACGGGAAAGGCCAUGAGCCUGGGGAGGAGAUCACAGCGUCGGCCAAAACGCCACCUACAGAGGACGGGGAAAAUGCUUGUAGGGAAACUGUAGCCAAUAGUGCCCAGAAUGCUAGUCCUCACAGAACUGAAAAUGCAGAGGCCAACCUCCCAGAGAGCCAGGAGUUCUUAUCAGGCGCAGAGGACAAGAAGACGACGCGCUUUACAGACUUUGAAGGAAAAACAUCAUUCGGGAUGUCUGUCUUCAACCUGGGCAAUGCAAUCAUGGGAAGCGGAAUUCUCGGACUUGCCUACGCUAUGGCCAACACGGGGGUCGUCCUUUUUUUGUUACUCCUCACAGUGGUCGCAGGGCUUUCAUCAUAUUCCAUCCAUUUGCUGCUAAAGUGUUCUGGUAUUGUAGGUAUCCGUGCGUACGAGCAGCUCGGCUACAGGGCCUUCGGGACCCCGGGGAAGAUGGCGGCGGGUAUCGCCAUCACGCUGCAGAACAUUGGAGCCAUGUCCAGUUACCUCUACAUAGUCAAGUAUGAGUUUCCUUUGGUCAUCCAGGCGUUUCUGAAGGUGGACAAGCCUGCAGGUGAAUGGUUCAUGAAUGGAAACUACCUUGUGAUCAUUGUAUCCGUCGCAGUUAUAUUACCGCUGGCUCUCAUGAAACAGCUGGGAUACCUGGGGUACACUAGUGGCUUCUCACUGAGCUGCAUGGUUUUCUUCCUCAUCUCUGUCAUCUACAAGAAGUUCAAUAUCCCUUGCCCAUUCGUGGACUUUGCGAUUAACAGCACUGCCAGUGUGAUGAACGUCACAGACCCUGGUGGGGAGGACAAUCCUGCCUGCAUCCCCAAAAUGGCCAACCUCAACUCACAAACGGCCUACACCAUCCCCAUCCUGGCGUUCGCCUUUGUGUGCCACCCCGAGGUCCUCCCCAUCUACACAGAGCUGCGCAAUGCCACCAAGAAAAAGAUGCAGCAUGUGGCCAACAUCUCCAUUGCAGUUAUGUACGGCAUGUACUUCCUGGCUGCUCUUUUUGGAUACCUAACUUUCUAUGGUGAAGUGGAGGCGGAGCUGCUCCACACCUACAGCCGCAUCGAUCCGUACGACACUCUGAUUUUGUGUGUGCGUGUGGCCGUGCUCACUGCCGUCACACUCACUGUACCGAUCGUACUCUUUCCUGUACGAAGAGCGAUCCAGCAGAUGGUGUUUCCCAACAAGACCUUCUACUGGCCUCGUCACAUCGCCAUCGCCUUCGUUCUGCUCACUUUCAUCAACCUGCUGGUCAUCUUUGCCCCCAAUAUCCUGGGCAUCUUUGGGGUCAUUGGUGCCACGUCUGCCCCUUGUCUCAUCUUCAUCUUCCCCGCUGUCUUCUACAUUCGUAUUGUACCCAAAGAAGAAGAGCCACUGCGCUCUGUGCCCAAAAUCCUGGCCGCCUGUUUCGCUGGGAUUGGCUUCCUGUUCAUGAUAAUGAGCCUCAGCUUUAUCAUCAUUGACUGGACAUCAGGCACCAGUAAAGCCAGCAGUGGUCACUAGACAUCACCUUCCAUCAUGUUUUUUUUUUUUUUUUCAGGUUUUAUAUUGUUGAUUUAGAUCAGUGUUGUAAUUUUACUGUUUUUACUUUGAAUCAUGUUUGAUGUUGAAGAUGCCCUAUCUUUUUUUUUCUUUUUCCACUGGAGAAUAUUGGCCACAGAGUGUGAAGUUGAGGAAGUCUGUCUGUUCUCAAACACUCUCACUCUGAUGAGGUUAUGUUGUACUGUACAUCCUGCCAAACAGCGACUGCAGAUCCAGGCCAGUACACUUUCUUGGGAAGCUGACAGUGAAUUCGAUGAGAGGCCGGGCACAUAAAGAUCGAUGGGGACACGUGGAGGCUGUGCCUUGUGAGAAGGAUGUUAGAAAAAUAACAGAAAAGUGACAGUGUAGAGAGCUGCUGUCUUUAAAUAUGGUUCUGAGCAUCUGCCUCCUCUUAGUUUCCAUGUUGAUCUAUAAUCUAUAAACAGCCACUUAGAUUGUAUUGCACAAUCUGAGCCGCCUCCCUUUUAACUGUUAAAUGAAAUUUAUUGAAAGACAGUUCUUUUAUAAUUGUUAUGUCUAUUAUUAUUAUUAUUACUAUUCUAAGUUAUUGGAAUAACUACAUUUUUUCCAUUAUGUGCAACAACAGAAGAACGUAAAAGCAAAAGCUACUGCACAGAUGGAAGGACACGAUUAAAGGAAUAGUUCAGCAUUUUUGGAACUACGCUUACUUGCUUUCGAGUUGAAAAGAAUGACAUCAUGUCUGCACAGUGAAAAUGUCGCUACAGCUGGUUAUUUUAGCUUAGCAUAAGAAGAAAAAGUUGAACUGUUCCUUUAAGGUGUGCUGCCUUUAGCUGCUCCUCCACUAACUUGUGCUGCUGCUGUACAUGUGACGUUUCAGAGGCGUUAAAACUCUCACAUCUAAUAGGGCAGGGUGUGAAACUGCAGAAUAUGUGGCACAGUGAGCACAUUUAUCAUAACAUUCCUACACAAUAUGAUCUAGAUGUAUAUUUUUUAUUAUUAAUCUCUACUUGAUCAACACCUCAGACGAUGCACUGAUGGGACGAUCUUCAGCUCAUGCUAACUGAGGCAAUAAAAUAUCACAGAGACAGCUUGUAAACAAGAGCAUUUUAAAUGGUUCUUUGGGUGUCCAGAUUACACACUAUGUAAAAGUAUGCCUGUAUUGUGCAAAGAGUCUUUCUUUUUUUCAGUAUUACUGCAAAGGUGACAGUUAUAAAUGGUACUGAAGACCUCAAAUGUUGGAUUGUACAGAACUGAGAGACGAGUAAAAUGAAGAGUGUUUCCUCUUACUGAGCAGGGAGGGUUUUUUUUGUUACCUGGAAGAUUUGAUGCGUUGUUUCUGAGCAUUUACUGGAAGUAAUCAGAGAUAACCAAAACAUGUAUAAAACAGCAACAACAACAACAACAGGGUCACUUGGCCAAGUGCUUGGUCAGAGUUUGGCGUCUGUAAAUAUUUCUGUGUCCAGCACGAGAUUGAUUCCUAACAGAAAUGACAGACGUGGGACGUCUAUCUCUAUAACAAUCUUGAAAUAGUUGGCGGUUAGCAAUAGCACUUUCCUUUAAUAAGCACAACCUCUUGUAGCCGUUAAUAAGGUGAAACGCAAACAAGACAUAUUUGAUAUAUGUGAUUUGAGGGCACGUCCCUUCGUAUGACUAAAUCUUUGAGCAGUUACUCAAUCUAAUGUAGUUGAUGAAUUAGUAGCGUAUCAAUGGUUGUCAGACAUUACUUGAAAUUGUAACAUUAAAGUUCCUGUAAUCGCCCCUGUGAUCAUUAUUUCCCUCCUCUGGUAUGUUCUUUUAAAAUACAACGACUAAUUAAUUGGAUGUACUGUUGGAGGUUUUAAAAUGUCUGUGUUGUUGGGGAAAAAAAAAAAAAACACAACAAAAAAAACAGAAAACAUGGCUCCCACUGUAUUUGAACUAUUGUACCUAUAUGCAUUUUGUUGUGUUGUUUAACCUGAACCCUGAUCAGAAUUCAAGUGUCUGUCUUCUCCCAUUUAUAGAUAAACUGUUGUUUUAAACUUCAUGUUUAACGUGUAUCCGGAUGUAUCAGUUGAAUCUGAUUCAGUGAUGAAAUGCAAGAUGAUUGUUUUUUCUUACAUUUGUCUUUUUCUAGUCGUUGGUAUAUCACGAGUGGUGUAGAUGGAUCAUGUCUGACUUCCUUCGCUGCUUCUCGGCAGACAGUAACCUACUAAUUUGGAGUUGUCAGUGAGCUGGUGUACUUGCCUACAUUUCAUUAUUUUCAAUGAUAAAUUCUUUUACACCAGACUACUUUAAGUGCUGUAUGGGUAACUGAAAAUGGUCCUGUCUAUUUGUUACACAUCGAACCUCUUUUAAUCCAUUUUCAUUUUAUUAUGUCCACAUAUUUGGUUGUCUUUAUGUAUCUGUAAGCAGGGGAAUCAUCUCUGUCAGCCACUGGGGCAUAACUUAGUGUUUGUUGUUGUUAAAGCAAUGCAGUUUUUAUGUUUAUCCCGACUUCUUCUUCUUAGUUUGACCUUUUUUUUUGUUUUGUUUUUGGCUGCGUCGAGCCAUGAAGUUAAUAAAAUGAGUGUCAGAAACAGUUUUUAAAUGUUGCACACAUGCAAAACCUCACAACAUGCAAAAAAAACUAAAAAUACAAAUAAACAAAGCAACAACAUGAGGGGAUACACUAUGUUAGUGGCUGAUAUAAGAUGAUCUCUGAGGACCUCUAGUGUUGUUUGUCUCCCUCUUUGUGUGAUUUAUGGAAAUGUGUAUGAUUGAAUAGUAACAUAUUAAAUAUUGACAUCGGCCAGCAUUUAUAAAUAAUGUAUAUAAAUGUAUACCCUUUAUAUUCUAUAUUCAUAUCUAGUUUGUAUAAUGUAAAUAGCAAUUAAAGUUUUAGUCCAAUUAAAAAUAUAAAUGUAAUCAUUUUCAAAGUGCUUUUAAACCUUUUUGUCCUUCAAUUCAUGUCUAUUUUCUUGUAUCUCUAUAUAUUUUAAUAUGUUGCUGGCAGUUAUUGUACUGUAAACAAUGUUGCAAUAAAGAUAAUGGGGUAACAUAA
This is a messenger RNA of Stegastes partitus (bicolor damselfish), 4600 nucleotides long. RefSeq names its product sodium-coupled neutral amino acid transporter 3-like. The transcript has 16 exons. Gene Ontology annotation, molecular function: L-asparagine transmembrane transporter activity; L-histidine transmembrane transporter activity; L-glutamine transmembrane transporter activity. The coding region runs from base 1 to 1581 and encodes 526 amino acids. Gene Ontology annotation, cellular component: plasma membrane. Gene Ontology annotation, biological process: L-glutamine transport; asparagine transport; histidine transport. Lineage: Eukaryota; Metazoa; Chordata; Actinopteri; Pomacentridae. The record is from RefSeq and is a predicted model, not a curated record.